This is a messenger RNA of Folsomia candida, 4355 nucleotides long. Its product is annotated as neuroligin-4, X-linked-like. The record is from RefSeq and is a predicted model, not a curated record. Gene Ontology annotation, molecular function: neurexin family protein binding; signaling receptor activity. Lineage: Eukaryota; Metazoa; Arthropoda; Collembola; Entomobryomorpha; Isotomidae. The coding region runs from base 504 to 3968 and encodes 1154 amino acids. Gene Ontology annotation, biological process: neuron cell-cell adhesion; synaptic vesicle endocytosis; presynaptic membrane assembly. The transcript is spliced from 11 exons. Gene Ontology annotation, cellular component: cell surface; synapse.
CUAGGUACGAGAAUAUAAUGGUACGAAAGUUGACUCGUCGUCUUCUUCCUCUUCGUUGUCAUCUAUUUUAAGUGGAUUGACUUUGCAUACACGUUACUCCUCAAGAAGCUGCUCUUCGAACGCUCGUUAAACCAAAGUACUACUCGAUCUCAGUACUACGAACGAAAAGUACUGUUCCCGUGUGCAUGGCGUUAUUAGUGGGGCCGACGAGUCGAGUAUAAUGCCCGCAUGGUUAAAAAAUCUCUCACAGAAUUCAAAACCCGGGUUAAAAAUAGAUGCCCCUUUCAUACAACUUCCUUCCUUCAACUACGUACAUACGUGCUAAUAAGGCAUGCAUGCAUCCAAUCCACUCCACUCUUUUAUCACCAAAUCAACAACACAAUAAUAUGACGACGGGGACGACGACCAAGUUCAACUUUAUCGCCAAAAUGGAUAUCAAAACCAGAAAUGUGACCUCGUAAAGUGAAAGGUGUUCAUAAAUAGGUGGAAAAUUUGUCGUAAAAAUGGUGCCCGUGAAACAGAAAACUUUUCAGUUCUUCGUGGUACUCGUCGUGGUUUUGGGUGUAUUGUCACCGGAAGUGAGUUCCGCUUCCACGUUGCAUAAUAUGAGUCCGAGAGUGGUGUUUACGAAGCAGGGUCCCGUCCAGGGGUUUCUGGGACCGGCGGAUAGUGGGAUUUAUCAUACGCCGCAUUAUUCGAGUGGGGGGAGUGGUAGUGGGAGGGAUAGAGGUUUUGAUAUGAGACAGUACAAUGGAAAACCUAUUAUCGAGAUAUUUCGUGGUAUUCCGUACGCAUCGCCCCCGAUCGGACCGCUUCUACGGUACGAGUCACCCUCUCCACUCCCCCACCGGUCGAGGACGGAAGUCUUCAAUGCGAACGUGUCGCACCCCUCGUGCCCCAGAACGUCGGAGGAAGUAUUAAACAGGACGAUGGGAGGUGGUGGAGGAGGACCUAUGGACAAGUUUCGAACGUUACGGAAAACGCUGGAGAAUUCUGUGGAGGAUUGUCUCUAUCUCGACAUUUAUGCUCCACUCAACAGCAUAUAUUACAACGCAGGUGAUAAGUCGCGAGGAAACAAUGGGCUGGCCGUCCUCGUCUACAUGAACUCUCACCCCGACGACCCUGAAAAUCCGUUCGAUGGCUCCAGCGUGGCCGCCAUCGGAAAUAUAAUCGUCAUCUCGGUGCGAUAUCGAACCGGCGUGCUGGGAUUUCUCCAACCCAGCUAUUCUGAAGAUGUCAGAGCAAACUUUGGUCUUUGGGACCAGCUUGCGGCCCUCCAGUGGAUCAAGGAGAACAUAGCCGAGUUUGGCGGAGAUUCUGACAACAUUUCCCUCAUGGGAUUUGACAUCGACGCCACGACGGCAGGACUACUCUCACUCUCUCCCGUCUCACAAGCGUACAAUGGCUUAUUCCAUCGUCUCAUCCUCCUCAACGGAUCUCCCUUUACGCCAAACGCCAUCAACCCUGAACCAAUUCGGACCACGUUCCAACUCGCCCGAGCUUUGCCAUGUCCCUCGGCCUCCUCCAUUUCCGGUUCGAGUGGGGACUCUGACUUGGCGAAAUGUCUGCGAGGCAUGCCCGUCCCACGUCUGAUCACUGCCGCCGAAAAGAACAUUGGCGCUCCUCCAUUGACCUUUCCCUUCUCGCCGAUCGCGGACGGGAUAAUCGUGCCGCACGAGAUGAACCAGCCCCAUCCCGCAUCAGCCCCCGCCGUGGAAGCGAUGCUGGCCAAGUAUGACAUCCUCUGCGGGCUGAAGGAGGGGCCAGUCCUCCCACUCGUCGGUCGUCACACCCUCAACAACAUUAACCUCGACAGGUUCAUCACGGCCGUGAUCAAACUCACGAUGAAAAUGGAGUCCGGUUCCGAACCGACGGAACAGGUCAAAAAGGUGAUUCGGUCAGCCCUGAUAAACGACCAAGGCUACGGUUCCUCUCCCCCGAUGCGCGAACUGAUCUCUGACUUUCUGGUGGUGCAGCCGAUGAUCGAUCUCCUCAACGCCCACGCCUCCCGUGCCGACAAGAAGACGUUCUUCUACGUUCUGAAAGACUUUGACCCUCUCAACACAAAAGCGAUGGACGAAAUCUCGUACAUCUUCUCAAGCUCGGUCUACAAGUGGAAGUACACGGGAAGUCCGUCCCACGCCUAUAAACUCCACCCCUUCGUCAUGCUGAUCAACCUACUAGCCAACUUUGUCAGAAAUGGAGAUCCCAACAUUUCCGAUCCGACGGAUCGUUUCCAACCCCCGCAAUCCUGGCCAGAGUAUACGCCCGAGUAUGGACGAUAUUUAGAAAUCGCGGAAGACAUCCGAUUUCCCUCAUCCUACCGAAAACACUCCACGACCUUCUGGGGAAAGACGUUCCACUCGAUUAUGAAGUCAUUUUCCAACAAAUCUCUAACUGACACCUCAUCUUCCUCAACCUUCCCCCAGUUUCCACCUCACUUUUCAUCCCCUCCUCACUACCCUGGACACACCCACGCCAACGAUGACUACUCCCCCAACAAUCCCGACCUUUACUACCCCCCACCUGGCAAUAACCCUUCCACCACCACGACCACAGCCGGGGUCACUCUGGGAGGUCAAAGUGCCAUCGUGCUCAUCGGCUGUCUCCUCCUUCUCCUCAACUUCCUCUGCUUCAUGGGCCUCUUUUACCAACGGGAACGUCUCAAGAAGGCGGAACUCCAACUGCGGAAACGUUACCUCGACACGCAACAAAGAAACAAAGACGGCGGCGCCACUUCCGGUGACGAUAUCGAGUGCUCCUCCUCCUUCGUGGGGGGUGAACCGUCAAAAUACUCGGCUCCACCGCCACCCCAACCACCACUCCAGCACCGUCGCUCCCCUCACCUCGUGUCCACCAUGAUGCUUCGCAACGGUGGUGGAGACACGAUGUCAGAAACUGAAACGGAGAACGGUUUCGGGCCAGAUUUCCUGACUCCGAAUUACGACCCGAAAACGAAGGUUAAUCGAUGGAUGCAAAUGCAGGCGCAGGCUUCUCAACAGUCGCGUGACCUCUACUCGACCCCGUCCAUCCAGCAGCAGCAGAAUCACACUCAUCCGAAACUCCAACGCCUCUCGCACGUGAGAGAGGAUGAUGAUCCUCCCCGUCCACCAGACGUACCGCCAUGGAUGCUCACCCCACAAUCGUCACAUCCACCACAUCGUCACGGGGACGAUGAUGACGACAAUCCACAAUCCGUGACACCUACCCCGACGCCAAGCGGGCAAAUCUACGCCCCCCACCAGCACCACCACCACCAGCCACAAAUAAUCCCCCUUUCCCACGUCCCUCCAGGCUACCUCCUCUCCUCGUCCUCAACCCCGCACCCCCUCCAAUUCAACGUCAACUCGUUGCCACGUCAAAACCAGCCCCACCACCACCACCACCCACCCCACGCCCUUCCCGACCCGCCCGUCCAGUUCAUCCCGCAAUUGCCGUAUCACGGGUCGCCGUACAAACCCGAUCCUCGCACGAUGGGGAGUGACAUUCCCUACGCGGACUCGAGGGCCACCUCGCCCUCAAUCAUUUCCGCACCGGCAGGAUUUGCCAAUUCGAACGGACCCAUUAUUGCGAAUAAUAUUAGUGCGAAAAAUCAGCCGAAAGGGAUCCUGGUCUCGGCGCCGAAGAGAUCGUCUACCCUGAUCGUGCGUGACCUCGACCCUGACGAGCAAGACGGGGAGAUGGGAGAGCCGAAAUAUGUUCCGGUGAAACAGGGCACGCUAAAAAGGUCGGUUGCCGUUGAGACGACGGACCCCACGGCGAUGACGACCGCCAUAACGCCAGAGUCGUCGUUUAACGGGGGGAGGAAAAGUUUGGAAAGCGAGGACAACAUAAGUUCCUCCGCGGCGACAGAGGCGACAAUUAUUCCGAGUUCGACAAUCACGACAAUAAAUGGUUCAAAUCCUCAUCCUCUCCUCCAUCCUAGUUCAGGCCAGCAAGUUAGAGUUACUUUUAAGGAGGAUUUGUAAAUUAAUGAGUUUAAUGACAUUUUAACAGUUGUUAUCUAGUUAGGAAUGGAUCUCAUAUUUAGUAGUUAAUUAAUAGUUAAUUAACUAUGUCGGAAUUUUACUGAUAUUCAUUCUACAAAUAUCUAGGAUUUUUUUAGUAUGACAACAAUUUUUGUACUCUAAAGUGUUACAAACUUUAUGUAAAUACAUGAAAAAUCUGUAUGAGAGACUGCAUUUUGUAAUACACAGUUCUGGGGAUGAGUUGCAAUUGACUGGUAUCUAGAUUAGUUGUUACUUUUCAGACUGGAUUUUGUAGCUUGUGAAUAAUUUUCAUUCUAAAUAUUUACCAAGAUUACGACGCCGAUUGAGGAUUAAAUAAUAAAAGAUUUACGAUUAGAGUAAGUAUUA